Molecule: messenger RNA, 1031 nt
Organism: Argiope bruennichi
Lineage: Eukaryota; Metazoa; Arthropoda; Arachnida; Araneae; Araneidae
Product: calcium permeable stress-gated cation channel 1-like
Exons: 7
Coding region: 198-830 (210 amino acids)
Cellular component (GO): plasma membrane
Molecular function (GO): calcium-activated cation channel activity
Source: RefSeq, a predicted model, not a curated record
AGCAGCUGACCCUUAAUAACGUAUCUUUUUGAAAUCGGUCCAGUGACUGUUGCAUUUUCUUUCCUGACAAUGGAGCGUUUUUUGUGGGAUACGUUCUUACAUCAACUUUUAUUGGAUCUACCUUACAGUUAAUUCGACUGCCAGACAUUUUGUUGUGCACUUGGCAAUUACUAACAGCUAGAUCGGAAGUGGAAAGGAUGUCAAUAAGAAGAGCCGUUAUAUGGGACUUCAGCUUUGGAAUAGAAUACUCGCAUUCUUUACUUAUUUUCUUCAUCGUAGAGUUCUAUAGUUUGGAAUGUCCUAUCAUAUCAUUAACUGGUGUGGCUUAUUUUUUCAUUAAAUACCAGGUGGAUCGCUACAACAUAUAUUUUGCUUACAGUCCGUCUCGUAUCAGCCAGAAAGUGCACAUCUUGGCCGUUAAGUUUGUAAUGUUAACUAUAUCAUUCAAGUAUAUUGGUUUCUUUUUCUUGAUACUCGUACGAGGAGAUUGGAUAACAGUGACUUACGCAGCGAAUGCACUCAUGUGGAUCAGCAUUAUCAUUUUCAUCAUUGCCUUUGAUCCUUGCAACUGGAAGCAUAUUUGUAUGGUCGAUCUGAUAUUCCGCCCAAAGAAAAAAAGAGAAUAUAGAAUAGUGCAUCGGAAUAUAGAGCAAAGAGAGGUCUAUCAACCCAUGGCACUUAGAAAGUAUUUGCCCUAUAUCAGUAGCUUAGACAAAUACAACAAUCCCAUUCAACCUCGGAAAAGAAUCAGAAGUUUGGCAGAGGCUCUGGUCAGAGAUAUUGAGGGCCUAGAAGAUUCAAGCUCUGAGAAAGAAAGUGACCACCCUUGAUCUACACUGGACAAUCUGGAUGUAUUUUAUUUUCUUACAUCAGUGUCUUCUGUAUACAGCAGAACAUCUAAUUGACAGUAGUUUAAGAUGAACGAACUGGACAAAUAUUGAACAAUUUUCCCUUCAAUGGUUGUCCUUUAUUCUAUAAUAAUAAUAAAAAAAUUCUAGUUUGUAUGACAAUUAUUAUGAAUAUUAUAUUCA